Hemisphaericaspora subhashii is the source of this 453-nucleotide messenger RNA. RefSeq lists its product as uncharacterized. Lineage: Eukaryota; Fungi; Ascomycota; Pichiomycetes; Serinales; Debaryomycetaceae. Bases 1 to 453 code for a protein of 150 amino acids. The transcript has a single exon. The record is from RefSeq and is a predicted model, not a curated record.
AUGAGUUCACCAAUUAAAGAAACAACAAGAAGAAGAUUAUCACCAAUAAAAAUAUCAUCACAACCACUUUCAACAGAUUUAUCACUCCCUCUAACAAUUGAUCAUGUAUCACCAAUCAAAAUAAGUGGAUCUCCAUUAAGACGACAAAGAAUAAGUGAAAUGGAACAAGAAUUUGCCAAACGAAGGAAACUAACUCCUCAAACCAGUCCAAUUAAAAAGACUACCAAAUCAGUUUCAUUUGAUAUAGAAGAAGCUAGUAGUGCAGGUGGCAUAGAGAUGAGAUUGAGUAAUAUUGAGAAAUCAAUUCAAUCUAUUCAUGAAAAGUUGGUUACGAUUCAAACAAUGCAAGAGAAGAUUUAUGAUAAGUUAGAUAAAGACAAUAUCACAUUGCGACACGAUGUUGAACGAGUACAACAAUUAAUUGACGAUUCAGUACAAACAAUCUAUAAAUAG